AUGGGUAAGCUUGAACUACUGCAGACUUUAACUGGUCACAAAGGAAUUGCUUGGAAUGUGUCAUGGCACCCACAAGGCCAAGUCUUUGCAUCAUGUGGUGAAGACAAAAUGAUCAAGUUAUGGAGUAAGGAAGGUCAAGAGUGGACUGUUAAGACUGUUUUAGUUGAUGGUCACCAGCGCACCAUAAGAGAAGUGGCAUGGUCCCCUUGUGGCAAUUUUUUAGCUUCUGCAAGUUUUGAUGCUACAACAGCUAUUUGGGAUAAGAAAAGCGGUCAGUUUGAAUGCAAUGCCACUCUAGAAGGCCAUGAGAAUGAAGUGAAAAGUGUGGCAUGGUCUCCAUCUGGGCAGCUCUUGGCAACUUGUGGACGUGAUAAAUCAGUUUGGGUUUGGGAAGUGGCUGGUGAAGAUGAAUAUGAAUGUGAAGCUGUUCUUAAUGCCCACAAUCAAGAUGUGAAAAAAGUUGCAUGGCAUCCUUCUCUAGAUAUACUGGCAUCAGCAUCAUAUGACAAUACAGUGAAGAUGUAUAAAGAGGAUUCUCUGGAUAGUGAUUGGUCAUGCAUUGCUACACUGCAGUCACAUGAAUCUACUGUUUGGAGUUUAGCUUUUGACAAAACAGGAGAGAGACUAGCAACAUGCAGUGAUGACAAAACAGUUAAAAUUUGGAAAGAGUAUAAACCUGAUAAUCAAGAGGGAGUUAUAGUUAGUGAUAGAGAAUCAGUUUGGAAAUGUGUUUGUACAUUGUCAGGAUACCACACAAGAUGUGUUUAUGAUAUAACAUGGUGUCAUAAAACUGGCCUCAUAGCUACAGCAUGUGGUGAUGACAUUAUCAGAAUUUUUAAAGAAGCAGAUGAUUCCGAUUCAAAUGCACCGACAUUCGAACUUGUUUGUACUCAACUAAAUGCACACUCUCAGGAUGUUAAUUGUGUGGCAUGGAACCCAGCUGGAAAUGAAGAAUUGCUUUCUUGCAGUGAUGACGGAGAAAUUAAAAUAUGGAAGUUUUCAGAAUAA
Molecule: messenger RNA, 1008 nt
Organism: Parnassius mnemosyne (clouded apollo)
Lineage: Eukaryota; Metazoa; Arthropoda; Insecta; Lepidoptera; Papilionidae
Source: the annotation of a GenBank genome assembly